UCAGAUGAGUCACUCUGUCUGCUGCCCGACCCGUAAAUGUUAUAAGAAAGAAAGGGAGGAUGAGGAUGCGGUAACUUUAGGCGGCACUUUUUUGAAACCCCAACACCAAAAAUACCAGUCUUAAGGAUUUGAGUUCGAAACCCCCCCAGAGCCAGACAUAAACCUCUCCUCUCACACUCGCUUACUAUAACUCACUAACUCAGUUAUCAAAUUUGUCAAGUCUAUUAUCGUGGGCAUGGCAGGGGUAGUGAAAGCGCCGGGUGCCUUUGCCAUAACUCCACACAAAGUUUCAGUCUGCAUUUUGGUUCAUAUCUAUGCUUCUCCUUCUCAAAUCUCAGUCCCUUUCCCUUUCUCCUCCGUUUCUCAGCACAACCGCCUCGGCUUGUAUUUAUUAGCUCUCACCAAGUCAUGUGAUGACAUUUUGGAGCCAAAAUUAGAUCAGCUCAUUAACCAAUUGAGGGAGAUUGGUGGUUUACUGGAUCAUUGGUUAACUGAUCAUGUAACUAGUCGGUUAUCUUCUUUAUCAUCUCCUGAUGAUCUGUUCAAUUUCUUUAACGAGUUGCGAGAAACACUUGGGGGACCUGAUUCAGGAGUUAUGGAAGAUGACCAGGUUAUUUUGGACCCAAACAGUAACCUGGGUAUGUUUCUUCGCCGCUGCAUACUUGCUUUCAACCUCUUAACUUUUGAGGGUAUCUGCCAUCUUUUGACAAAUAUAGGGAUCUAUUGUAAAGAAGCCAUUUCGAGUUGUUCAUCUUACGAGUUGCGUAGGGUAGACGACUCUGGUAAUGACUUUGAAUCUUUAUCUGAGUAUGAGAAUAUGGAUCUCAAUCUUGUUUUCAAAAAAAUAAAUGAAGAAAUGGAAGCAAGGAAAAGAGCCACUGAGCAAGUUUCUUUUCAUCUUCAUCUUCCAAAGGAACUUUCGACAUUGGUGGAAGAUAUUGAGGUUUCUGCUGAUCCUAAAUCAGAGCACAAUGACAAAGGCAGAGAAUCUUCUUCAUAUGCUUCUGGUGAAUUAUUGAGAGAUGUUGAUCCGAAUGGUGGGGUAUUUUUGCGCACCAAUUGGCAAAUACAAGGCUACUUAAUGGAGCAAGCUGACGCAAUCGAAAAGCAUGGCAGUUCUUUCACUUUGAAUGCAUUUGAACUGACUCUAAGGCAGCUUCAGAAGUUGGCCCCUGAGCUCCAUCGUGUCCAUUUUUUGCGUUACUUGAAUAAUCUUUAUCAUGACGACUAUUUUUCUGCAUUGGAGAAUCUUCAUCGUUAUUUUGAUUACAGUGCAGGAACUGAGGGAUUCGAUUUUGUUCCUCCUGCUGGUUGCAAUAGUUUUGGAAGAUAUGAGAUUGCUCUGUUAUGUUUGGGGAUGAUGCACUUUCACUUUGGGCAUCCUAAGAAGGCUUUGGAGGUCCUAACUGAAGCUGUUCGUGUCUCCCAACAGCACAGCAAUGAUACUUGUCUGGCCUACACUUUAGCUGCUAUGUGCAACUUGUUGUCUGAGAUUGGUUUCUCAACCACUAGUGGAAUACUUGGAUCGCCAUUCUCUCCUAUGAUCAGUGUAGGCACUUCUUUGUCUGUUCAGCAGCAAUUGUUUGUUCUCCUGAAAGGAUCUCUAAAGAGAGCAGAGAGUUUGAAAUUGAAGCAACUGGUAGCUGCCAAUCAUCUUGCAAUGGCUAAAUUUGAUUUGACGCAUGUGCAGAGACCUCUGCUGUCAUUUGGUCCCAAGACUUCCAUGAAGCUUCGGACAUGCCCAAUUAUUGUUUGUAAGGAACUACGAUCUGGUUACCACUUAAUCAGUGAAUUUUGUUGUGAGGGCUCUACUAUGACUGCAGAUGGUGCUUUUAGUACUGCAUGGCUUAAGAACUUGCAAAAGCCCAUGGGUUCAUUAGUGCUGUCCCAAGAUAAUGGUUCUAGGAACAAUUAUAAUCCUUUUCUAUUCUUUACACAACCAAGUUCAAUUCCUGGAUCUGUUAUGCAGUUAGUAGGUUCUUCGUAUCUACAUCGUGCUACUGCAUGGGAGAUAUAUGGAAGUGCUCCACUUGCUCGGGCAAAUGCUUUGGUUUAUGCAACUUGCUUUGCUGAUGCUUCAAGUUCAUCUGAUGCAGCAUUAGUGCAUGUGAAACUUAUUCAACAUCUGGCAGUAUUUAAAGGCUACAAAGAGGCUUUUGCUGCUCUUAAAACUGCGGAAGAGAAGUUUUUAUGUGUAUCUAAAUCACGUAUAUUGAUAAUGAAGCUACAGCUGCUCCAUGAGCGUGCAUUACAUCGAGGACAUCUCAAGCUUGCCCAACAAGUAUGUGAUGAGCUUGGAGUAUUGGCAUCAUCUGUCACUGCUGUGGACAUGGAGCUGAAGACAGAGGCAAGCCUUCGCCAUGCUCGUACAUUGCUUGCAGCAAAGCAAUUUAGCCAGGCAGCUGCUGUGGCACACUCCCUCUUUUGCAUGUGUUACAAAUUCAAUCUUCAAGUUGAAAGUGCAACUGUUCUUCUUCUGCUUGCUGAAAUUCACAUGAAAUCAGGAAAUGCUGUCGUAGGCCUUCCCUAUGCAUUAGCAAGCCUUUCGUAUUGUCAGACAUUUAACUUGGAUCUUCUUAGAGCGUCAGCAACUCUUACACUGGCUGAAUUAUGGCUUUCACUUGGAUCCAAUCAUGCAAAGACUGCUUUAACUCUUUUACAUGGUGCUUUUCCAAUGAUUCUUGGCCAUGGAGGUUUGGAACUCUGUGCUCGGGCCUAUAUUACAGAAGCAAAAUGUUAUCUCUCAGAUCCAAGCUUCUCAGUUUCCAAAAAUCCAGAACUUGUGCUGGAUCCCUUAAGGCAAGCUGCAGAUGAGUUGCAAGCUUUGGAGCAUCAUGAAUUAAUGGCCGAAGCUUUCUACUUGAUGGCCAUUGUAUUUGACAAGCUGGGGCAACCAGAACAGAGGGAAGAAGCUGCAUCUUCUUUCAAGAAUCACGUUAUGUCUCUUGACCAUCCUCAUGACGUGGAAGAUCCCAUCCAAUCCGAUACCCUCUUAAACGCCUGAGCCCCGAGGAGCAUAAUUAAAGUAGGGUAAGCGGGUGUUUUGCCCAUUCCUUUUUGAUGAAUUAAUUAUAAGGCUGAUUAUAUGAUUGCUGAAAAUUGGAUGGUCUUUUAUUUAACACAACUGAUUGAAAAAAUAUGUUGAUUAUAUAUGGUGAUUAGGUUAUUGUGUUUGGUGAAAA
This is a messenger RNA of Gossypium arboreum, 3182 nucleotides long. Its product is annotated as anaphase-promoting complex subunit 5. Bases 236 to 3004 code for a protein of 922 amino acids. Gene Ontology annotation, biological process: anaphase-promoting complex-dependent catabolic process; positive regulation of mitotic metaphase/anaphase transition; protein K11-linked ubiquitination. The transcript is spliced from 20 exons. Lineage: Eukaryota; Viridiplantae; Streptophyta; Magnoliopsida; Malvales; Malvaceae. Gene Ontology annotation, cellular component: anaphase-promoting complex. The record is from RefSeq and is a predicted model, not a curated record.